AUGCUUUUGACAUAUUCUGUCAGAUAUCAUAUAUCAUCAAUAUUUAAUCCCAAUUCAUAUCUAUCUAUCUAUCUAUCUAUCUAUCUAUCUAUCUAUCUAUCUAUUUGCAUAAUAUAUUAUCUAUCUAUCUAUCUAUCUAUCUAUCUAUCUAUCUAUCUAUCUAUCUAUCUAUCUAUCUAUCUAUCUUUCUAUCUGUCUGUUUUUACUCUCUCUCUCUCUCUCUCUCUCUCUCUCUCUCUCUCUCAUGCAGAAAACCUUAUUAAAACUGACACCUUGAAAACAGACAAAGCAAUGAAUGCAAUGCGUCAUCUAAUCGAUUCCGCCUCAUCCUCAUUUCUUUCUUUCUUAAUUGACAAUUCUUUUCGCAUUCUUUUUAUCUUGUUCUUUCUUUUAUUAACUACUCUCUCGGUUUAUCUUCUUAAUGUCAACUUCCCUCCUCCUCCUCCUUUGCAUCAUCUCUCUUUCUCACCGGCACCCCCUCACGAUUUCCUAUUCUGUUCUCUCCUCUUCCCCAAUUCCCCUCUCAAUGUGUUAGCUUUUUGUCGUCUUUCCUCCUCCCGCUUUCAAUUUCCGUAUAGCACCAGCAUGCUGUCUGCUAGCAACACAGCCCAGGGUGGCAGACAUCUACCCGCUGGUGGACCCAGCAGCCGUCACCCGUCAUGGAUGCUGCAUCCUUAUCACUUUCUCCUACUUGCGUUCGUCUUUUUUUUCAGUUUGAUUGUGGGGCCGGUCGAGCCGCACGAUCACUAUACAGUUCAACUAGAUGGGGGUGAGUACGCCUACACCCGAUGUAUUGUUUGUGCAGUUCCCCUGUGA
Molecule: messenger RNA, 816 nt
Organism: Acanthosepion pharaonis
Lineage: Eukaryota; Metazoa; Mollusca; Cephalopoda; Sepiida; Sepiidae
Source: the annotation of a GenBank genome assembly